AUGGCUGACGACGACGACGACGACCAGGUGGCAACGGUGUCAUUCAACCAGGACCACGGGUGCUUUGCCCUCGCCCACCGCCAGGGGUUUGUCGUCUACAACACCCACCCGGUCGAGCUCCGGGUCCACCGCCACUUCGACCAGCCGGUGGCGAUGGUGGCCAUGCUCCAUCGCACCAACUACUUGGCGGUGGUGGGUCAAGACCCCCCCCCGGCGACGGGCCAGGGCAUCCCGAAACUGGUGAUCCACAGCCACCGAGUGACGAUAUGGGACGAUUUAAAACGCAAACCGCUGCUCAUCCUCGACUUUGACGAACCCGUGAAGCAAGUGAUCCUCAGCCGUGUUCGGAUUGUUGUGGUCCUCCCUCGAUCGGUCAAAGUAUACGCGUUCCUGGUACCACCAAAGCCAUUAGCCGCUUACGACACUAGUGACAACGGCCACGGUCUCUGCGAUUUACUGGUGGCGUCUCAGCAACCAGUUGUGGCGUUCCCUGCCCGCCAACCAGGCCAAGUCCACCUAGUGGACGUGCUGGGAGAGAAGUCUCAGUGUAAUCGCAUUAUUAAGGCUCAUAAGGCCCCGCUCCGCUGUCUUGCCCUUAACCGACUGGGAACAUUAGUGGCUACUGCCUCCUACACUGGUACCCUCAUCCGUGUCCACCUGUCGCAAACGGGCGCUUUAGUAUACGAGUUCCGUCGCGGUCUCGAUAAGGCCGAAGUGACGCUGAUGAAGUUUAGCCACAACGAUAAGCGGUUGGCGGUGCUUAGUAACAAAGGCACACUCCACAUAUUUGCCCUUGAACUGCUGGUUAACCGCCAGCACUUACUUAAACGAGUUCUGGUGCCGCUUCCCAUGCCCAACUAUUUUAAUCUGACGUGGCUGGCGUGCUGCGUCACCAUUGAAGGUGCCGUCGGCGACGAAGGCACUGUGGGCUGGCUGGGAGACCUGGUGGUGAUAAUAUGGAAGCGUCGCCGGGUGUGGGAGCAGUACGCCAUGGUGAAAGAGCCGGGUUCGCAGUGGUUCGGCGACGACGUUCGCUGGAGCGUCGAACGUAUCGCCUGGAAGCGGCUCACCUGGUAA
Molecule: messenger RNA, 1077 nt
Organism: Diutina rugosa
Lineage: Eukaryota; Fungi; Ascomycota; Pichiomycetes; Serinales; Debaryomycetaceae
Exons: 1
Coding region: 1-1077 (358 amino acids)
Biological process (GO): protein localization to phagophore assembly site; protein lipidation; nucleophagy
Cellular component (GO): phagophore assembly site membrane; cytosol; extrinsic component of membrane
Molecular function (GO): phosphatidylinositol-3-phosphate binding; protein binding; phosphatidylinositol-3,5-bisphosphate binding
Source: RefSeq, a predicted model, not a curated record